AAAGUCGUGGGCAGAUGGCGCAAUGCACGCCCGGCAUCACGAACUCACCCACCACAAUCACUGCGAACGUCAUUUCCACAACUGAUAAGUUCGAAUCUGAGUCGUGCCAUCGAAUCAAAUUGAGAAAAUCAUUGAUGACCAAAUGUUCAGACGCGCUGCUCUCCCGAACUUGAGCCUUACGCAAUUUGUUGCUUACAGUGCCAUGCAUAUCCGGCAUCGCCUCUAUACGCCGCCCAGAAAGCUGUCGGCUAGUAUCUGCUGGUGAGUUACCGAAAUGCUACCCCUGCGUGGGCACUGUUCAGUAGAGUCGAUGAUGGAAAAAUCUGAGGGAUUGCGACAUGUGCGUGGAGCACAAUCGGAACGAUAAUGAGAGUAUACAAAGAGGCAGCUUUGGCACUGUAACAAUAUCGUAAUCCCUGCAUUCGUCGUGUUUCCUUUUCAAAAUGGCAACGAAACAAGCAACGGAGGUUCAGACAACGCCAUUAACUGAGCCAUCGUCUCUGAGCGACGCUUCACCUCCACCAACCCAUGGCGUGAAGCCGUGGAACAAACCAGGCUUCGUCGGUAGCACGCGUCGGGCUCUACGAACCGUUCAACGCUAUGUCUGGGACGACCCUGACAAGCCUGCCGAGGAGAAGUGGUUCCUGCUGAAGCUCGACAUUUUCCUACUGUCCUCGUCGUGUCUGGGCUACUUCAGCAAGAAUCUCGACCAGUCGAACAUUGGCAACGCAUAUGUAUCCGGAAUGAAAGAGGCGUUGGGCAUGCAUGGUAGCGAGCUCACGUACGCUGGCAACGUAUUCACCGCAGGCUAUGUCAUCGGUCAGAUGCCUGCUGUGAUGCUAGCAUCGCGUGUCCGCCCGUCUAUCCUGAUCCCAAGUCUUGAAAUCAUGUGGUCCGUAUUAACGCUUUGCUUGUCGUCCGUCACGAACGUGUCCCAGCUGUACGCUAUUCGGUUCCUCAUUGGUCUCUGCGAGAGCGGCUAUUUUCCUGUCAUGAUCUAUCUGGUCAGCAGUUGGUACACCAAGGAAGAAAGAGGCAAGCGUGUAGCUCUGUUCUACAGCACCGCUUCGUUUGCACAUAUGUUCAGUGGCUAUCUACAAGCCGGUGCGUACAACGGCCUGGACGGCGUGCACGGAAAGGCAGGCUGGCAGUGGUUGUUCAUUGUUUGCGGUGUCAUUUCUCUGCCUAUUGCCUUCGUCGGCUACUUCUUCAUUCCCGACUUUCCCGAGACGACUCGCGCCUUCUACAUCACCAAGGAGGAAGCUGAACGCCAAUGUAAGCGACUGGUCGCAGAGGGCCAGAAGCCACUCGGUCACAAUCCAUGGACAGUGAAGAAGUUACUUGUUGUCGUAAAACAAUGGCAGUUCUGGGUAUUGCCACUCGGAUACUUCUUCGUCCAGGGCAGUUUUCCAAACCAGCAACCGGUAAUGGCGUUAUGGCUCAAGGCUGAGGGCCAUACAGUAUACCAACGAAACGUCUGGCCAACUGGACAAACUGCAGUCGGUGUCGUUGUGCAGAUCCUGGCCGGCAUGCUCGGAGACUCGCUGCUGAAAGGACGUCGAUGGCCUGUCAUUAUCGCCAUGCAGGCUGGCACUUUGUUCAGCUCAAUUGUUCUGGCUGCCUGGACUGUGCCCGAAACCCUCAAAUAUGUCGCGUACUAUUUCCUGAACUUCAGCGCUGGAGUUCCAGGGCCGUAUUUCGCGUGGUACUCUGAUCUCAUUCCGCACGAUCACGAGAUGCGCGGUUUCGUCAUCGCAGUAUCGAAUAUGUUCAGCUACAUCAUGUCCAUUUGGUACACAAUCGCCGUCUGGCGGACCGCGGACGGACCACGCUUCAAGCCGGGUUUCAUCGCUGCUUCCGUCUUGGGCGUGUGCAUGAUGGUCUUGUGUCUGGUGUUACGUCUGUUGCAGCGAAGAGAUGAGACGAAGAGAGCUCAGGAAGACCGUGUUGUGCAGGAUAUCGAGACGCCGGCGGAAUCGAAAGCUAGCUCGGAGGUCGAUGUGGAAGCUGCUGGCGAACGGGAGAAGGGGAUUGAAAGUGUGAGCAAGUGAGGUUUCGUGGAGAUGGUCGCUUGGGAUCUGAGGGAUAUGAGCAUAUGUUGAUAGGUAAGAGCAAGAUGUAAUGACGUCUUGAGGUUAUUCCUGCACCUUGACUCUCAGGCUGAACUGCCCUAUUGGGGGUGCGUUGCUCCUCAUCAAUUACAUAGGUGAUACAAGACGCCUAGCGAAUUCACUUGUUCC
This is a messenger RNA of Dothidotthia symphoricarpi CBS 119687, 2240 nucleotides long. Its product is annotated as putative pantothenate transporter. Gene Ontology annotation, molecular function: transmembrane transporter activity. Gene Ontology annotation, biological process: transmembrane transport. Lineage: Eukaryota; Fungi; Ascomycota; Dothideomycetes; Pleosporales; Dothidotthiaceae. Gene Ontology annotation, cellular component: membrane. The record is from RefSeq and is a predicted model, not a curated record. The transcript is spliced from 3 exons. Bases 444 to 2051 code for a protein of 535 amino acids.